Molecule: messenger RNA, 936 nt
Organism: Fonsecaea multimorphosa CBS 102226
Lineage: Eukaryota; Fungi; Ascomycota; Eurotiomycetes; Chaetothyriales; Herpotrichiellaceae
Exons: 4
Coding region: 1-936 (311 amino acids)
Biological process (GO): catechol-containing compound metabolic process
Molecular function (GO): ferric iron binding; catechol 1,2-dioxygenase activity
Source: RefSeq, a predicted model, not a curated record
AUGUCUGGUGAAAACAAGAACGGCGCCUCGCGCUAUGACCCUAACUUUACCCAAAACGUUAUCAAUGCCAUGGGCCCCAAGACCUCCCCUCGAAUGCGAGAAGUUAUGACCAGUCUGACCAGACACCUCCACGACUUUGCUCGAGAAGUUGAGUUGACGGUAGACGAAUGGGCCGAGGGCGUCCGGCUGCUCAAUUGGGCUGGCCAAAUGAGCGACGAGAGAAGAAAUGAAGGUCAACUGGUGUGCGAUGUUGUCGGCUUGGAGACACUUGUGGAUGAAAUCACAUACAAGAAAGCUUCCGAAGCUGCCGAUCUGGCCACUCAGAGUGCCAUUCUGGGGCCCUUCUUUCAAACAGACCAUGCGAUCCGAAAGAAGGGCGAUAGCAUCUCGGUGAACACUCCGGAGGAUGCCGAAAUUGUGUAUUUGUACGGCCAGGUGGUGGAUGCCACUACCAAGAAACCGCUGGCGAAUGCUUCGGUCGAUGUUUGGCAAGCAUCCACAAAUGGAUUGUACGAACAGCAGGAUGAGAACCAGGCCAAGUCGAAUCUAUGCGGCAAGUUCUACACGGAUGAGAACGGAGAGUACGGCUUCUAUUGUCUGAGGCCGACUCCCUACCCAAUUCCAUACGACGGACCAGCCGGCAAACUGCUACAAUUACUCGACAGACAUCCUUACCGACCAGCCCACAUCCAUUUCAUUGUAUUGGCCGAGGGUUACAAGCCCAUCACGACCCAGAUUUUUGACAAGGAGAGCAAGUAUCUCGAUGACGAUUCGGUCUUUGCCGUCAAGGAUUCUCUGAUUGUGGAAUUCGUGCCCCGGCAAGGUGACGAGAAGGCCAAAAAGGAACUUAGAUAUGAUCUUGGAAUGGCCCCGCUGUCCUCCCAAGGAGAAUCCGGUGAAGCGCUUGUGACGACUGGCAUGGGUCGCGGCUUUUGA